CAAUUAUAACUUAUAACAAUGUACUGUGUAAACGAGUUCACCGUCCGGUUGUUGCUGAUCACCGUAUUGUUGAACUUACGAAAAAUUACGGAUAUUGUGCGCAAAUUUUACCAAAACUGGAUUGAACUGGAAAACGGUGACCCCAGAUUUCACCUGGUUUGUGGCUGUUGCACAUCGAAGGACACGCCGGCGAACGACGAGACCGAAGGAAGGAUGAAGAGGCACGCAUUCACGCAAGUAGAUCUUCCGGGAUCGCGGCCCCGCCGACGCCGCGGCCGCCGCUCCCAAAAAUCCACGUGUCAGCCACAGAAUUUCGCCACUGAAAGCGUAGCCGUCGCUCGCUCCGACUUUCCGCGACCGCCUCUGCCGGUACAAAACUUCGGCCCGGCUGUCUACACGACGUGGCAGCCACAGAAUUUCGCUACAGAAAGCGUAGCCGUCGCUCGCUCCGACUUUCCGCGACCGCCUCUGCCGGUACAAAACUUCGGCCCGGCUGUCUACACGACGUGGCAGCCACCGAAUUUCGCUAUGGGACGCGUGGCCGCAGCUCGCUUAAAGUUUCCACCGCCGACGCUGCCGAUGCAAAACUUCGGCCCGGCCGUGUACACGACGUGGCAGCCAGCACGACCCCCGAGAAUGGUGAGGGUGCCAGCCCCUCGCUUCAGGUUUCCGCGACCGCCGCCGCCGCCAACAUAUUACGUAGGCCCAGUUCACUGCAGAACAAGCGUGUAAAAACUGUUUUAGUGUGUAAAUCAUUUUUAAAUAUUAUCUACCUAUGUACCUCUAUAUAUUUUCUAAAUAAAUAUUCUUGUAAAAUAUUAGAACCUAUAUUUAUUGUAAUAUUAUAAAAUGUGAAAUAUGUUAUGUAUAUAAAUUUA
This is a messenger RNA of Metopolophium dirhodum (rose-grain aphid), 878 nucleotides long. RefSeq lists its product as uncharacterized. NCBI's taxonomy places the organism in Eukaryota, Metazoa, Arthropoda, Insecta, Hemiptera, Aphididae. The transcript is spliced from 2 exons. The record is from RefSeq and is a predicted model, not a curated record. The coding region runs from base 19 to 732 and encodes 237 amino acids.